AUGGCAGAGGGGAAGUCGAUUGUAAGGAAGACAAGUAUGUCUCCCAAAAGUAGUUGGAUUCACUUCGAUGCUAAAGGCCAUGGUUCCUUACUCGACUUGGACAAGUAUGAUAUCAUGCGUCGAGUUCAGAUUCAUGCUCGUGAUCUCAGGAUUCUUGAUCCAUUUCUCUCUUACCCCUCUACCAUUCUUGGUCGAGAAAAGGCUAUUGUUCUUAACUUGGAGCAUAUCAAAGCAAUCAUCACUGCUAAAGAGGUGUUUUUGCAAGACCCAAGGGAUGAAGAUGUGGUGCCCGUUGUUCAGGAGCUACAACGGAGGUUGACUGCUGUUCAUACAAAUCAAGGAGAAGGAGAAGAGUAUCCUAGCCCACACGAUACUGAAAUAGUUGAAGAGGAUGAGCCACCCUUUGAGUUCCAAGCCCUAGAGGUAAUUUUAGAAGCAAUUUGUAGUUUCCUUGCUGCACGUACAACAGAAAUGGAAAUGGCUGCUUAUCCUGCAUUAGAUGAACUUACCACCAAGAUUUGCACUCGUAAUUUGGACACAGUUCGUAAAUUGAAGAGUUCCAUAACGAGGCUGACUACUAGGGUUCAGAAGGUGAAAGAUCAACUAGAACAAUUAAUGGAUGAUGAAGAUGACAUGGCUGAUCUAUACUUAUCAAGAAAGUUGGCAGGCACAUCAUUGCCAAUAAGUGUAUCAAGAGCUGCUAAUUGGUAUGUUGUGUCGCCCACCAUAGAACCAAAACUAUCUAGGACAAGUAGAGCAAGUGUGGCAACAUUUUAUGAAGAUGAAAAUGAUGUGGAGGAGCUUGAAAUGUUACUAGAGGCUUAUUUCAUGCAAAUUGAUGGCACAUUGAACAAAUUAUCCACACUACAAGGAUAUAUUGAUGAUACUGAAGAUUAUAUUAAUAUUCAGAUUGACAACCAUCGAAAUCAGUUGAUUCAGUUAGAGAUGUUUCUUAACUCGGGAGACCUUUCUCUAUCUUUCUAUUCUUUGGUGACUGGAAUAUUUGGCAUGAAUUUUCCAUUUUCUUGGAAUCAAAACCAUGGCUACUUGUUCAAAUGGGUAGUUACUUUUACUGGAGUUUUUUGCACUGUUUUGUUUCUCGUCAUAGUUACCCAUGCUCGCAAAAAGGGGUUGGUUGGGUCAUGA
This is a messenger RNA of Gastrolobium bilobum, 1146 nucleotides long. Its product is annotated as magnesium transporter MRS2-I-like. The record is from RefSeq and is a predicted model, not a curated record. The transcript is spliced from 11 exons. Bases 1 to 1146 code for a protein of 381 amino acids. Gene Ontology annotation, molecular function: magnesium ion transmembrane transporter activity. Lineage: Eukaryota; Viridiplantae; Streptophyta; Magnoliopsida; Fabales; Fabaceae. Gene Ontology annotation, biological process: magnesium ion transport.